ACGUGUUUUCUUAUAGAAUGUUGAAAACAUAGCCCGGUAGAUUCGAGUUGUGUCUGAGUGAAAAGCUGCAAUUUUGAGUAGAGUUUAUGAUUGCAGCGCUAUGAAAGGGAAAAAGUCUAAACGCAGCAAAGCAAGCAAUAGCGCAGACGAUACACCAAGCAGCAAUGAUGUGUCAGUUGCUGUGAACAUUUUACGCAAAAGGAUUUUCUGUGGGGAACCACCGGAAAAAAUCCAUGGUCUUGAUGAAAGUAAAAGUGAACUUUCAAAGCUGAUAAAUAGAUGUGCAGAGUAUGGAGAGAGUAACUCUGUUCUCAUUAUUGGACCAAGAGGAAGCGGCAAAUCGCUGCUUGUUAAAGAUGUUCUUAAGGAUUUGUCCAAGUCAAAAACUGCCAAAGAAAACAUGUUACAAGUUUACCUAAAUGGUCUUGUCCAAACUGAUGAUAGACUUGCCAUGUUAGAUAUAACAAGACAAUUGCAAUUAGAAAACACAGUUGGUGAAAGAGUGUUUGGAUCAUCUGCAGAAAAUUUGGCAUUUCUUUUAGAUUCACUGAAAUGUGGUGGCCAUGAUAGCCAGUCUAUUCUGUUUAUACUGGAUGAAUUUGAUCUGUUUGUCCAUCACAAAAACCAGACUCUACUCUACAACCUGUUUGAUGUCUCUCAGUCUGCACAAACACCAGUCUGUGUUGUUGGCUUGUCAUGCCGCCUGGAUGUUGUAGAGUUACUAGAAAAACGUGUCAAAUCAAGAUUUUCUCAUAGGCAAAUUCACCUAUUUAACUCAUUCUCAUUUGAGGAAUACUUAGGAAUCGUAAGGUCUAUCUUAACCUUACCAAGAUCAUCUGGAAACACAUCCUUUAUCCAGUGCUGGAAUGACUCUGUCAAGGUGCUUUUGGAGGACAGUAAGAGCAGAGACACACUAAGAAGACAGUUUCAUGUCAGCAAAGAUGUCCGUUCACUUCACCAACUACUGACCCAGCCUAUAUGUAACCUAUGCCCAGAUAAUCCGUUUAUAACACCUGAUGAUAUUGUGGCUUCACAUGCAGAACUUAACAUGGACAGUAAAGGAGCAAUUCUGCAUGGUUUGUCUGUUCUCGAGAUUUGCUUGAUUGUUGCCAUGAAGCACUUGCUCACAACAUUUAACGGAGAGCCCUUCAAUUUUGAGAUGGUAUAUAAAGAAUAUAAAAAGUUUACACAGAGGCCAGGCCACACAGCUCAAUCUUUUGAGAAAGCAGUAGUUUUAAAGGCUUUUGAGCAUCUACUGGCUUUAGAACUGGUGAAGCCGGUUGAAGGCUCGUCCAAGCUUGUGCAGAAGGAGUACCGACUUAUGACUCUGUUAGUGGAUACUUCACAAGUUAUAGAAGCCAUUAAUAAAUACCCUGAAUGUCCGACCGAAGUAAAGCAUUGGGCAACAAGCAACUUGGAAUAGAACUAAUUUUCAGUUGACCUUGGGUGUGCAGUAGAAACAGGCGUUGACAUCAUUGUACACAAUGUUGGGAAGGGCUUGGAAGUAGUUCCCAAACAUUCGUUUUGUCUUAUCCUCGACCGAGUGAGGCGACGCCAGCUUAGAUAUUCUAGGGAAGGAAAUGACCGCUUUUUGGCGGUCGAUGGGGUUGCGGGCGCUUUCUGCGCCAAACCCUGGCUACGCUCAUGUAGAAACCAUGCACGAGCUGAUGACUACACGGACUACAGCUGCAAAAGAAAAGCUUCACUGAACACAGGACAUGAUUAAAUCCUCCUGCCGUGUCAAACUGUGAUUCUAGUAUGUUUAUUGGUUAAUUUUCUUAAAACCGCGUCUUGGUGGUUGCUACAGUAACACGCGUCGAACGAAUGUGAAAGAAUGUGAAAGACAGCAAUAAAGUGAUGCUUUCAUAAAUAUGCCUCGAUCCAAAUCAUUCGUCUUCGUAAUGUGCCUACACAUCAUAUCAGAGAAUUUUCUUGAAUCUAUGUGAAAUGAUGGCCACAAGCUUCGUAAAAUAAAAAAAAUACACAUCGUUCGA
This is a messenger RNA of Nematostella vectensis (starlet sea anemone), 1994 nucleotides long. Its product is annotated as origin recognition complex subunit 4. Gene Ontology annotation, biological process: DNA replication; DNA replication initiation. The record is from RefSeq and is a predicted model, not a curated record. Lineage: Eukaryota; Metazoa; Cnidaria; Anthozoa; Actiniaria; Edwardsiidae. The transcript has 13 exons. Gene Ontology annotation, molecular function: DNA replication origin binding. The coding region runs from base 101 to 1423 and encodes 440 amino acids. Gene Ontology annotation, cellular component: nuclear origin of replication recognition complex; nucleus.